Olea europaea var. sylvestris is the source of this 1761-nucleotide messenger RNA. RefSeq names its product CRS2-associated factor 2, mitochondrial. The record is from RefSeq and is a predicted model, not a curated record. Gene Ontology annotation, biological process: Group II intron splicing. Lineage: Eukaryota; Viridiplantae; Streptophyta; Magnoliopsida; Lamiales; Oleaceae. Bases 1 to 1191 code for a protein of 396 amino acids. The transcript has 5 exons. Gene Ontology annotation, molecular function: RNA binding.
AUGCCUCGUGGGGCAAGGGUCUUUCUUAUUUCACGCUUUGGGGGUGGGAAACGUGGCGUGGUGGCAGAAGCCGACUCAUUAUCUGCAAUGUUGAAGCUGCUUUCAUGGCGUCGCUCAAUCCUUCAACCUCAGCUCUCAAACACCAAUAUUACUCAUUUUCCGUCUUCAUUUUAUCUCAUUAUCUCUCGUUUCAUCAGCCACUGUCCACAUGAAGAGGACCUUUACGACCCCCAAUUUUCCCCGACAAAUUUCAACAAAAAUAAGAACAAACCUAAAAAUACUCAAGGAAGAAAGCUUUCAAAAAAAGAUACCAAACAGUUAACGGAAAAUAAUGCCAAUAAUUUUACGGUGAAAGCCGAUUUGCCAUUUGAUUUCAUGUACUCUUACUCGGAGAACAGCCCCGGUGUUGAGCCCAUUGGGUUCCGCGAGCCUGCUAGAUUCUCUCCAUUCGGGCCUGGUCGGAUUGAGCGGAAGUGGACUGGGACUUGCGCUCCGGCUCAGGUGAAGGUGGAUUUGGACAAAUUGGACGAGGAGAGGAAAAGGGUCCUUGGAGAACCGUUGUCGGAGGAGGAAAUUGUGGAGCUCGUAGAGAAGUAUCGUCACAGUGAUUGCUCGCGUCAAAUCAAUUUGGGAAAGGGAGGAGUUACACACAACACGCUUGAAGACUUCCACAAUCACUGGAAAAGGGCUGAAGCUGUGAGGAUUAAAUGCUUGGGAGUGCCAACUCUUGACAUGGACAACAUUUGUUAUCAUCUUGAGGACAAAACCGGUGGGAUAAUUAUAUACCGAAAUAUCAACAUCCUCCUCCUAUUUCGAGGUCGAAACUAUGACCCCAAAAAUCGACCAGUCAUUCCUCUUAUGUUGUGGAAACCAUAUGCUCCAAUCUAUCCAAAACUCGUGAAGAAUGUUGCAGAUGGUCUCCCAUUUGAGGAAACUAAGGAGAUGCGAAACAAAGGGCUUAACUCUCCUCCUUUAAUGAAACUCACUAGGAAUGGUGUAUAUGUAAAUGUGGUGGAAAGGGUGAGAACAGCAUUUGAGACUGAAGAAGUGGUGAGGUUAGAUUGUACCCACGUGGGAACAAGUGACUGUAAAAAGAUUGGCGUCAAAUUACGAGAUCUUGUUCCUUGUGUUCCAAUCCUAUUCAAGGAUGAACAGAUCAUACUCUGGAAGGGAAAGAAAGAUCAAGAAUAGAACUUAUUGAUGGAGCUGGAUUUCUAUUCCUUGAAUAGGAUUAAAAAAACAUUUAUGGAUUGCUCCAAUUGGGAAUUUCGGGCAGGAAAGGGUGGCUAGCUGCAGUUUCAAACUUAGUUUCGGACUAUUGCCUACUGGUUAGUUAAAACUUGCUGUCCAGUGUAGAAUGAGCAGACAAUAGCCUCCAGGAGAAAGAUGAUGAGACUUUUUUUGGUUUGUCGUCUAUAUUCAGUGCAGUCUACAUUUUCGGUGCAACUUGAGAAAGCCGGCUAAAAAAUUUGAAAAUAAACCAAGGAAAAACCCUUUCGAUUUUAUUAAAUGGAAAGAUGUACACAAGACACUUGGUUGUUCGUGCAAGAGUUGGAAAUUUUUCCUUAUAUGACUUUUCAUUCAUCAGGUCGAAGUCGUAGGGUAAGCCAUUUAUUGGCCCCGGCAUCACUUUGGGGUGCACAUAUUAGAUAAGAUUGCUAUGAACUAAGCCUUGCUGCUUGAUAAUGGAAAAUUGGUCUCUGUUUUUACAGUUUUAUUCUGAUUGAAAUGAAAAAUAUCAGUGAAGUUCUGAUGCUCUUA